CUCGGUGUGCUGGUUUUUCCCAGGCUUACCGACUCUCCGCCUCAUUUUGAUAUGGCCCUUCUUGCCAGAGUAGACUUGGCUCUGCUCAACUGCCUCUCCACCUUCUCUGGCGCUGUGGCUCGUGAACGCUCUCUGAUGAGCCGGCCAACUCUUUUCUUCGGUUUACCGAACCAGCGUCAUCUCGGACCCGAUCUUUUGUCGCGUUUUAUCCGUCUUUCGGAGGCAACCCGUCAUUCGCGUAUAAAUAAUGAAUCUGGCCUUUCGGGUCACAUAGAAUUGUGA
Protopolystoma xenopodis is the source of this 282-nucleotide messenger RNA. The record is from the annotation of a GenBank genome assembly. Lineage: Eukaryota; Metazoa; Platyhelminthes; Monogenea; Polystomatidea; Polystomatidae.